This is a messenger RNA of Haemonchus placei, 429 nucleotides long. The record is from the annotation of a GenBank genome assembly. NCBI's taxonomy places the organism in Eukaryota, Metazoa, Nematoda, Chromadorea, Rhabditida, Trichostrongylidae.
AUGUCAUGGGUGCUCGAGGUGCAGUCGAUUGCUUCGAACAAUCGUUCCCUUUAUGCCAAAGCUUUGCAGGUAGCCGCUUCCAAAGAUGACUCUUCACCAGCCCGAGCUGAAUCUCGUCUCGACGAUACUGAACAGACUAUGAGUACCACCAGUACAUGGCAUGACGAAAUUGAUUCGCUUGAGUACAUAGCACAAUUCGUUAUGGAAUCACUUAUCGAUUCCUUAUCGAUAGUCCAUUAUCCAGACGAAGUCACUAAGGACGGUAAGGCUUAUGUCAUGUUCUGUGGUGAUGUGGAGAUGGACGGGAAACAGGUACUGCAAUUUGGCCGAAUAGAAGGUGGCGCAUACACGCUGGAUUUCCGUCGGCCUUUUUCUGCAACCCAAGCGUUUGCCGUUGCUCUUGCCAGUAUAACACAAAGACUAAAAUAA